Messenger RNA from Amaranthus tricolor (Joseph's coat), 1240 nucleotides. Its product is annotated as tetraspanin-2-like. The coding region runs from base 136 to 945 and encodes 269 amino acids. The transcript is spliced from 2 exons. Gene Ontology annotation, biological process: auxin-activated signaling pathway. Lineage: Eukaryota; Viridiplantae; Streptophyta; Magnoliopsida; Caryophyllales; Amaranthaceae. Gene Ontology annotation, cellular component: plasma membrane; plasmodesma. The record is from RefSeq and is a predicted model, not a curated record.
CAUCAUUCCUCUCCUCCUUAGUCCUUUAUUAAAGUAGACAUCCUCCAUCUCUGCUUUUCUAUUGUUUCAUCUUUCCCCACCAUAAAUCAACCACUCAACAAACCCUCAUCACUCUCACUCCACUUAACCAUUAACAUGGGAUUAAGCAACAACAUUACGGCCAUUCUUAACUUCAUUGCUCUCCUCUGUUCAAUCCCAAUAAUUGCUUCGGGCCUUUGGCUCGCUUCCAAGCCCGACAACGAAUGUGUCCAUCUCUUCCGUUGGCCCGUCGUAAUCCUUGGUUUCAGCAUCUUAGUGAUCUCCUUAAUUGGCUUUGUUGGUGCUUACUGGUAUAAAGAAGGCCUUUUAGCUCUCUACUUGUGUUGUAUGGCUAUUCUCAUCACUUUACUCCUUGUUCUUCUUAUCUUUGCCUUUGUUGUAACCCGACCCGAUGGGUCUGUUUGGGUACCGGGUCGUGGGUAUAAGGAAUACCGACUUGAAGGAUUCUCUAAUUGGUUGAGAAACCAUGUAACAAAUGAUGAUAAUUGGUUUAACAUCAGGAAUUGUUUGAUUGAUACAAAUUUUUGUGCUAAACUUAAUUCUGAAUUUGUCGGUGCUCCUGAUUUCUUUGUUGCUCAUAUUUCGCCUCUCCAGUCGGGAUGUUGUAAACCUCCAGAUGUAUGUGGGUACCAAUAUGUGAACCCGACAAUGUGGACUAAUCCAACAAACCCAACAGCAGACCCGGAUUGCACAUUAUGGAACCCCGACCAAAGCCAACUAUGCUACAACUGCAACUCUUGUAAAGCAGGACUUCUAGGAAACUUAAGGAAUGAAUGGAGGAAAGCCAACAUCAUCCUCAUCAUUACAGUGGUUGUGCUCAUAUUUGUUUAUGUGGUAGCUUGCAGUGCAUUCAGAAAUGCACAAACCGAAGAUCUCUUUCGCAAGUACAAGCAAGGUUGGGCUUAGCAAGCUUAUUAGUUUUAGAUGCUGGUCUUCAAGUUCCUAUUGUUAAUCUCGUAGUUUUAGUAUUCGAUAUGAUUUUUUUUUUCUUUUUACCAAAUAAAACAAAUUAAAUGAGGUGAAAAGAGUAGUCAAUUUAUGUAUAUAGAAUGCACAAGUUUAUGCAUCAAGUGUAGAAAAAUUUAUUUUUUGGAAUGAUAAUGGGUUGAAAUAUUGAUAGAGCACAAGUUGGCUAGUGGGAUGUUUUUUUUUUUAAAAAAAGUAUGGUAGUGGGAUAAUUGACCAUAUUGUUCAUAAAUCA